AUGAUAUCGGUAAGAUUCUAUGGAACUACAGCAUAUCUUAUAGACAAAAGUCUUAUACCAAUAGUUUUGUUAUGGUUAGACCCAGUUGUUGGAUAUAACUUCAUAACUUAUGGUUCAUUCGAUACGGAACGUUGCAGUGAAGGCUUACUUUACAUCGUUCAGAAACCGAAGGACUUCAAUACAAAGAGAUAUAAGAUAGGAAGAACAUAUAAUAUAACUCAAAGAUAUGACUCUACAGUCAAUAGAGUCAAGGUUGUGUUCGUUAACGAUAUGAGAGCUGCUGAAACAGAACUACUUGAAAAGUUUGAGAAAAUGUAUGGUGCUCCCACGAAAGGUAAAGAAACGUUUGAAGUAGAUGAGAUAGAUAAAGCUAUAAAAUUAUUUGACGAAGUUGCUGAAAAAUACAUGUAA
Messenger RNA from Trichomonas vaginalis G3, 411 nucleotides. RefSeq names its product organellar and viral DNA polymerase type B. Lineage: Eukaryota; Parabasalia; Trichomonadida; Trichomonadidae. The record is from RefSeq and is a predicted model, not a curated record. The transcript has a single exon. The coding region runs from base 1 to 411 and encodes 136 amino acids.